UCUAAACUAGAUCUUAACCAGGUCUAAAUUAGGACCAAACUUGGGCUAAAAUAGGACUAUAUCCGUUCUAAACCAGAUCUAAAUCAGAUUGUUUAGCUAAAAUACAGAAGACUGCACUUCUGUAUUUUGUCUUUCAGGUUCCACACUGACCCACACGUGAGUCGAGAAUGGACAAUACUACAUACUUUUUCACAAUUUUAUUUAUACCUACCAUCCCAGAUUUUCAAAAUCUGGUCACCCUAUGUAAACCGCACAGAAAGAGGCGCUUUCUGUACUCAGGUUGGAGCCGAGGGGAGCCCCCGAGUGAGCUGCCCACCCCCUGUGCCCACUGCCCUCUGCUCUGUCCAGACUCACACAUGGAUGCGAGGGGCUACAAGUGGGUGCGAUGGCGUGUAUGGCUGUGCCGGGUGCUGGCCUUAUUGACCGGGGGGCUCCUCGCUUUGUUUUUUUAUUGGCGCCCACGUUUGGGUGUCCUCGCCCGCUGCUCUUCCUGUCCCUUGGCACUGGCGGAAGUCCUCCUCAUACGAGACAGCGGUGACAAGCAGCAUGUAGUAAAAGUUUACACUGAAGAAAUGGAGGAGGGCAGUUGGGAGAUGUUGGGAGAGCUGGAUGACACUGAGUCAAGAGACACUGUUCAGUUGUACCAGCAGGACCAGAAAACGCUGCUACGCUACUACCUUCUUGAUGGACUGCGAUAUGUUUGGCUGGACAGAAAGGGAUCAUUUGUUCGUGUUAGUAUCCUCAAUGAGGACUGGACCUGCCAAGAUCUGCAUGAGUUCCAAAGAGGGCUGAGCCCUCAGGAGCAGAUGUUCAGGAGACAAGUGUAUGGCUCCAACCUUAUAGAUGUGCCUGUGAAGUCUUAUAUCCAACUUCUUUUUGAAGAGGUUCUGAAUCCUUUCUACAUUUUCCAGUUAGCCAGCGUCUGUCUGUGGUUGUCUGAUCAUUAUUAUUAUUAUGCUGUUUGUAUAAUCGUGAUCUCUCUCAUCUCCAUUGGUGUUUCACUGUAUGAAAUCCGUAAGCAAAGUGUUACUCUUCACAACAUGGCCCGUCUGGUUGUAGAUGUUAAGAUCCGUAAAAGCUCAGGAGAGGAGCAGGUGGUGAGCUCAGUGGACCUGGUUCCUGGAGACUGUAUACUGAUCCCUGCUGAGGGUCUGCUCCUGCCCUGUGACGCCGCCCUGCUGACCGGGGAGUGUCUGGUCAAUGAGAGCAUGCUCACAGGUGAGAGUGUUCCUGUGUUGAAAACACCUCUUCCUGCCGGAGAUCACAGAUACAAUUCUGAAAAAGAGCGCCGAUACACACUGUUCUGUGGCACUCAGGUCAUCCAGGGAAAAGGAGACGGGCCGGAGGGCAGCCUCGCAGUCGCUGUAGUAACCAGCACUGGAUUUUUCACAGCCAAAGGAAAUUUGGUGAGCUCCAUUUUGUAUCCUCAGGAUUCAGACUUUCGCUUUAAUCGAGAUGCUUCCAAGUUUCUCCUCUUUCUGGGUUUAAUAGCAUGCAUGGGAACCAUUUACAGCAUUCACCUGUUGGUCAAAUACAAUGCCUCUCUGAAGGACAUCAUCGUCCGCUCCCUGGACAUUGUGACGAUCGUGGUGCCCCCGGCCCUGCCCGCUGCCAUCACCACAGCCACUCUUUAUGCUCAACAGAGACUCAAGAAACUGGACGUGUUCUGCAUCAGCCCUCCUCGUAUUAAUAUCAGCGGCAAAGUGUCUGUAUUCUGCUUUGACAAGACUGGAACUCUAACAGAAGAUGGCCUGGAUGUGUGGGGUGUGAUGGAGGGCAGUAGUGCAGGUUUCUCGGAGCUGGUCCCGAACCCGUCCUGCCUCCCUCCGGGGCCUGUGCUUUCGGCUCUAGCCUGUUGCCACACACUCACUUUGCUGCACGGGAACCCACUCGGAGACCCCCUGGAUCUCAAGAUGGUCGAGUCCACUGGUUGGAUUCUGGAUGAGCCUCAAGGGAAUAGACAAACUCUGAAUUCUGAGUUUGGAGGUCACAGAGUCCUGGCGGUGAUGAAGCCUCCCACAGAAAAGCACACAAAUGCUGUGGCCAUCGUUCGGCGGUUUCCUUUCAGCUCGGCUCUUCAGAGGAUGAGCGUAGUGACUGUGACCCCGGGGGGACAGUCUGUGGUAGCGUUUCUCAAAGGCUCUCCAGAGAUGGUGGCGAGCCUUUGCAAAGAGGAAACUGUGCCAGCACAGUUCACCACCACACUGUCGAAUUUCUCCAAAGAUGGGCUGAGGGUUCUUGCACUUGGCUACAAACCAAUAGCUUUAGACACAGACUUGAACACCAUCCAACGAGGGGAAGUAGAGAAAGAUCUGCACUUUCUGGGCCUCCUCAUGAUGAAGAACCUGGUGAAAACAGAGACUCCCAGUGUCAUUAACAUGCUGAAGCUGGCCAGUCUGCGCACCAUCAUGGUCACUGGUAUGGAUGCUAUGUUAAAGCCUUUCUUCAUAAAUGCAAGUGACAACAUCUUAACUGCAGUGAAUGUUGCAAAGAGCUGUGGAAUGAUUGGUUCUGAUGAGAGAGUGAUCUUUGUCAAAGCUUCGCCCCACACUGACCAGUCUCGCCCCACUCUGAGGUACAGCUUGGCGGACGAUGGUGCUGCUGCUCAGGACAGUAUAGAAAUCAACACACAUGGUCUGUACCAGAGUGGGUAUAACUAUCACUUAGCCAUCAACGGCAAGUCAUUUGCUGUUCUUAGUGACUACUUCCCAGACCAACUACCUAAGGUUUUAAUGAGGGCUACAGUUUUUGCUCGCAUGGCUCCAGAUCAGAAAACCCAGCUGGUGACGGAACUACGAAAACUUAAGUACAGAGUGGGCAUGUGUGGAGACGGAGCCAAUGACUGUGGGGCACUGAGAGCUGCUGAUGUGGGCAUCUCUCUGUCUGAGGCCGAGGCGUCUGUGGCUUCACCGUUCACCUCCAAGAUCCAGAACAUCAGCUGUGUCCCUCUGCUCAUCAGGGAGGGUCGCUGUUCUCUGGUCACGUCCUUCAGUCUCUUCAGAUACGUGGCCCUGUACAGCCUCAUUCAGUUUUGCUCUGUCCUCAUUCUCUACACAAUGAGAACAAACCUGGCAGAUUUGCAGUUCCUCUUCUUUGACUUGGUUCUUGUCACUUUUCUGGCUAUCGUAAUGGGGAAAGGCGGCCCCAGCGAUGAACUCCAUACACGCAGACCUCCAGCCAGUCUGUGGUCUCUCCCAGUCCUGGGCAGUCUCCUGAUCCACGCCUCUCUCGUCGUUCUGGGACAGACGGGAGCCAUUCUUUUCACUAUAUCCCAAGACUGGUAUGUCCCAAUCAAUGGAACAAUACCUGGAGAAGAUAACUGGCCCAACAUAGAAGACACCAGUCUGUUUGCAGUGUCCGGUUUCCAGUACAUCUUUAUGGCAAUAGUUGUGACAAAGGCCCACCCCCACAAGAAACCGCUCUACUAUAAUGGCUGGUUCCUGGCGCUGCUACUGCUUUUCUCUGCACUCAUGAUCUGGCUGGUCAUGUAUCCUGUGGCUUUCAUAAGAAGAUUCUUAUCUCUGUACCCUGUGGACGAUAUGGGCUUCAAAUUUGUGCUUGUCGGUUUGGCUGCCCUCAACUUCUUCACCUGUUUACUGAUGGAAUUGUUGGUAGACCUGGGCCUUCUGAACUGUCUGCGUCUGCUGCGUGGGAGACGCCAGUCCAAGAAACCAUACAAACGCCUGGACUCUCAGCUUUCGGAGUCAUCAUGGCCUCCCUUAAACCAGACCCUGUGCCCCAGCCACAACACAGUCCUCCAUCUGAGCUAGCGUUCACUCAGAACACUACUCAAUCACAGACCUGAACGAGUAUUUUAUGGCCGACUGGGCUUGUACAAUCAUGAUGCAAAUGUACUUUAUGUAUUAUUGUAUGAAUAAAGUUAUUUUUUAUUUAAA
Messenger RNA from Boleophthalmus pectinirostris (great blue-spotted mudskipper), 3896 nucleotides. RefSeq names its product ATPase cation transporting 13A2 (gene atp13a2). Gene Ontology annotation, cellular component: membrane. Bases 168 to 3770 code for a protein of 1200 amino acids. Gene Ontology annotation, biological process: autophagosome-lysosome fusion; regulation of autophagosome size; regulation of mitochondrion organization. Gene Ontology annotation, molecular function: P-type ion transporter activity; ATP binding; ATP hydrolysis activity. The record is from RefSeq and is a predicted model, not a curated record. The transcript has 29 exons. NCBI's taxonomy places the organism in Eukaryota, Metazoa, Chordata, Actinopteri, Gobiiformes, Gobiidae.